Messenger RNA from Daldinia vernicosa, 1795 nucleotides. RefSeq lists its product as uncharacterized. NCBI's taxonomy places the organism in Eukaryota, Fungi, Ascomycota, Sordariomycetes, Xylariales, Hypoxylaceae. The transcript is spliced from 3 exons. Bases 1 to 1590 code for a protein of 529 amino acids. The record is from RefSeq and is a predicted model, not a curated record.
AUGCAUAUCUACGUUGGAAAACUCGACUGGUACGAAUACGCAACAGACGAAUGCAUAACAAUUGUCUUCCCUGCUGGCUUCGCUCUCAAGGACCCUGCUUGCGCAUAUUGGCAAUGGUCGACUAGCUUCACCGGAGUUUCGAAGGAAAACUGCAUACAGAACGGUUCCAUCAUCGGCGUGACCAGCACAACCAAAGAGUAUGGCGUGCGAUUCGAAUCCAGUUAUUACUCUUUCCAGGGAUACGUUACGGCCGAUUUCAAAUCUCUAUCACUCACUAUGACGGAUCCAGAUGGCAAACAUGCCCCAGUCGAGUUAUCACUACAGUACAGUGAUACCAUGAGAAUCCCAUCUACCUCAGUCUUCACUGGGAAACUCGAUUGGCUUACAUACAGCGUAAACGAGAUGGCAACACUGAUAAUCCCUGGAGAGGUUGCCAAUGACCAGCCUGUGAUUCUCAGCCGCCAAUGGACUGUGGACCAUAAUGGCACUCCCAAGGGGAAUGAUGUCCUCAAUACUGUCAUGAGGGCUGUGGGGGUGGAUGACAAAGGUAAUGUAAAGGCAGAGUUUGGUGAUGGCUACUAUACAUUUAAUUUCACAAUCCUCAAAUCCGAUGGAAGCAUGUCACUAGGGAUGACCAAAUCGGAUGGCUAUGUCGACCCCAGUGCCCCGUACAGGUUGACACAGACAGAUUUCAGAGACCUCGGCGCAUUAAUCGUGCGCUAUGGGACAGGUACCGACGAUGGGAUCUUCAAGGUGCAGGAUAUGCUUAUAAACUAUCUCGGAUUCUCUAGCAAUGACGUGGAGCUCUUAUACUUCGACGUCGACCCGCCCAGUGGGCCAAAGGAGUGCACUCUUGGGCAAGAUCCGCCGACCAUAGCUAACUUCAAGUCAAAAUUCACGAAGCUAUGCACAAACGCCGAAGUCGGUGAUGUGAGUUUCUUAUAUGUCGAUGCACGUAACACUACAUACCCCGAUGAAGAUGGGUCCGAUGCGCGAGAUGAUGGCGAUGAUGGCUGGAUUCUAGCCGGAAAUGACGACGGAACUUCCAAAGAAAUCCUACCAGCCGUCUGGUUGGCCGAUACUAUUAGCAAGAAUCUUACGAAGGGCGUCAACCUCACCAUCGCAUCCUCGUCAUCCAUAGGCAGCAGUGAGCUGGAUGGACGCAAGGCGGUACCAGGGAUCCUCCUUACCGGCUGCCACGAAACUCAAUUCAACAUCAAGGCACUCAAUGGUAAGGAUCCAUGGAUAGUCGCCGUAACCUCGGUUAUAAAAGACAACGCCCGCCGCCAGCGUGGCGUGCCAACGUACUCGGCACUCUUCAAUGAGGCCAAGAACUUCAUCCGCGCCCACCUUGCCAACAAGCAGCUUGCUGAGAACUACAAAGGUCCAAGUCCUUCAGAAUGGGACCCAGUUCCGGGACGCCAAGCGGACAAUACGAGCAACCAAGACCCGCAGUUGACGUUCUAUCAGGACUUUUUUGACCCGAGUGAGGAGAGGUUUCUGCUCCCUUUUCAAGCGCCAAUCAAUGAGGAAGCAGAUGGGCAGGCGGUUAGGUUUCCAAGAGAUGAAUACCCGCACGAAGAGCUAUAAAGUACUGAAAGAUGUGACUAGGCUCAAAGGUUGAAUCCUUCAUACACUCACUCCAUUAUCUUGAUGGCAUAACUAGUAGGACGAAGAUAAUAUUGUGAAAUAUGAGACUGUCACGGUUUGAUGUCUCGAUACAAGGUAGCCGGAACUUACCUACUCUCUCAAGACACUCGUUAUUAAGGACACAAAGUCUGUAUAUUAACUUUAG